GGGACGGCUGGACUCCAUUAAGCCGAAGCCUGCAGGAAAACUGUUUGGGAUACUUCACUUCUUGAGCGAGUUCUUGUGGGAUUUCUUUCUGUUUUUGUCGUCAGAAAAACUCUCCAUACAUGAUUUAAAGAGGGGGAACCUGUUCUGAACCGUGUAGUAGACUGUUUUAGUGGUUUUUUUUCGUCUUUGUGAAGGAUGGCACUGGACGGGAUCCGGAUGCCCGAUGGCUGUUACGCCGACGGGACGUGGGAGCUGAAGAUGCAUGUAACUGACCUCCACAGGGACGUGUCUUUGAGGGUCACUGGGGAAAUCCAUAUCGGAGGAGUAAUGCUCAAACUCGUGGAGAAACUAGAUGUAAAGAAGGACUGGUCGGACCAUGCUUUGUGGUGGGAGAAGAAGAAGACAUGGCUGUUAAAAACCCACUGGACGUUGGACAAGUACGGCAUCCAAGCCGACGCCAGGCUGCUUUUCACGCCGCAGCACAAGCUCCUGCGCCUCCAGCUGCCCAACAUGAAGCACAUGAAGGUCAAGGUCAACUUCUCGGACCGCGUCUUCAAGGCUGUGUCCGACAUCUGCAAAACCUUCAAUAUCCGCCACCCAGAGGAGCUCUCUCUACUGCGCAAGCCCCGUGAUCCCAAGAAGAAGAAGAAGAAGUUGGAGGAGGCAGAGGAGGACGAUCUGGAGCUGGAGGGUCCGCUGCUAACCCCUGGAUCAGCCUCUGAGAUAAUAUACAUCGGACCUGUCAAAGGGAGCAUCUACUCCAGUCCAGGCUUGUACAGUAAGACUAUGACCCCGACCUAUGACUCCAGAGAUGGCAGCCCACUGUCACCAACCACUGCCUGGUUCGGGGAUAGCCCCCUUUCCGAGGGAAACCCCAGCAUCCUUGCUGUCAGUCAGCCAAUCUCCUCACCUGACAUCCUGGUCAAACUCUACAAGCCCCAGUCCCUACUGGACAAAGCCAAAAUCAACCAGGGGUGGUUGGAUUCGUCCAGGUCUCUGAUGGAGCAGGAUGUGAAGGAGAACGAGGUGCUGCUACUGAGGUUUAAAUACCACAGUUUCUUUGACCUGAACCCUAAGUACGAUGCCAUCCGAGUGAACCAGCUCUAUGAACAGUCCAAGUGGGCCAUCCUGCUGGAGGAAAUUGAGUGCACAGAAGAGGAAAUGAUGAUGUUUGCUGCCCUGCAGUACCACAUCAACAAGCUGUCAAUCAUGUCUUCAGACAACCACAUGAAUAACAGUGAGAAGGAGGUGGAUGAGGUGGAUGCAGCCCUCUCAGACCUGGAGAUUACUUUGGAGGGAGGGAAGACGUCCAACACACUGGGUGACAUCACGUCUAUUCCUGAGCUAGCAGACUACGUCAAAGUCUUCAAACCCAAGAAACUGACACUGAAGGGCUAUAAGCAGUACUGGUGCACAUUCAAGGAUAUCACAAUUUCCUGUUACAAGAGUAAAGAGGAAUCACACGGGACGCCUGCUCACCAAAUGAAUCUUAGAGGUUGUGAGGUAACUCCAGAUGUUAACAUCUCGGGUCAGAAAUUCAACAUCAAGCUGUUAAUCCCCGUGGCUGAUGGCAUGAAUGAGAUCUGGCUUCGGUGUGACACAGAGAAACAGUACGCCCACUGGAUGGCUGCCUGUCGCCUGGCCUCCAAAGGAAAGACCAUGGCCGACAGCUCUUACAACCUAGAGGUCCAGAACAUUUUGUCCUUCCUCAAGAUGCAGCACAUGAACCCUGACCCUCAGUUCAUCGAGCCAAUCACCACUGACAUCAACCCGGAGUGCCUGGUGUCCCCACGCUAUCUUAAGAAGUACAAGAACAAGCAGCCAGGCUAUAUCAGGGACUUGAUUUCAGCCCGGAUCCUUGAGGCCCACCAGAAUGUGGCUCAGAUGAGUCUCAUCGAGGCCAAGAUGCGCUUCAUCCAGGCAUGGCAGUCCCUGCCCGAGUUUGGAAUCACUCAUUUCCUCGCCAAGUUUCAGGGUGGAAAGCGGGAAGAGCUGAUAGGCAUCACUUAUAACCGUUUGAUCCGGAUGGAUGCCGGAACUGGAGAUGCUAUCAAGACCUGGCGCUUCAGCAACAUGAAACAGUGGAACGUCAACUGGGAGAUCAAGAUGGUAACGGUGGAGUUUGCAGACGAGCCCAGUCUGUCGUUCAUCUGUGCCGAGGUGGACUGUAAAGUGGUGCACGAGUUCAUCGGGGGCUACAUCUUCCUGUCAACGCGCGCCAAGGACCAGAAUGAGUCUCUAGACGAGGAGAUGUUCUAUAAGCUGACUAGUGGCUGGGUCUGAGCGGCUCUAAAGCGGAAAAUAAAUGAAGUAUAAACGGGGUCAACGCUUGCCGGUCACGGCCAAGGAGGGGAGCAUCCGGCUCGUGUAAGGGGGGGGGUUUAUUUUAUUCUACUAUCUCUGUGUUUUUAUUGUUUGGAGCUGUGAGUCCAGAACAGCACUACUAUUGCCAUGGCUGACACUAUUUUAUGAUUAUAUAUAUAUAUAUAUAUAUAUAUAUAUAAUGUUGCAUUAAUGCUGACAAAUCAUUUGUUACAUGACUUUAAUUGUGGUGCAGUCCAGAUGAAAUGAAGGAGUCAAACUCCUGUGGUUAAGAAGAAGCCUUACAGAAAACCUUGAGUUUCCCUACGACCAGCUGGACUGACAGCCAUCAACCUAACGUCCAUAGCAACCCUUUAAAACCAAUCAAAGCCCAGAUUUAAUCCCAAAGAUAUUUUUUUCUCCGUCUUUUUUAAUCUCUUCUAAAACUAAAGGAGCUGACAUCAAACUGACUUUAUGUCCUUAACUUUAUUUAUCCUAAGACAGAUUUCAUAACAGAAUCGAAUGAGACGGUGUUUGGAGACAGCUCUACCUGUCCACUCUUCUCCGCUCUAUGAAGGGUUAAAUCUCUUUGAAGUCACAUGGAAGCACUUCUACACUAAACAGUCCUCUUUUUGAAUAAGCUGAUGGUGACAUUUUUCUUCUGCGUCAAUGUCUUUUCUUUUUUUUUUUUUUCGUCUUUGUUUCAAAGUUUUGUUUUCUUUUUAAUGGUGAGCAUUUCUGAAAACACACUACACUUCAGUGCACUGGGACGACAGUCCUGUUGGUUUCAUGAAUCUUUCCCAGCUGAUGUAAAUGACCUCGCUGCAAAAAAUGCUCACGCUAAAAAGUCAAUAAUUCCAGUGUCCUCGUCUUGUCUAAUGACCUCUAAUAGAAAUGUCAGUAGAUCUAAUGAGUCCAUGUGUAUUUAAAACAUACCAUCCUCUGUUUUUGAAAACUGAAUAUGAAGCUAUGUUACUCUUCAGGAUGAUCCAUUUCCUUUGCCAUACUCAUACUCUCAUCUUCUGACCUGGUGCACGUCUAAAAGUGCCAACGUGCAUUCAUUCUGUCCCUUAACAUGUCUGUUAAUGGCUGCUAAAUGUCUCAUUCAAUCUCAACAGCAUGUUUAAAAUUGCAUCCAGAGAUUUGAAACCCAUUAUAACAUCUCACUGCAUGAACAUGAAAAAAAACCAGGAGGGAUUGUUACUCCCUUUUCCACCGUUACCUUUUAAUGGCCAUUCUGUUCCUCACACCAUAUAGUAUUAUUAUUAUUAUUAUUAUUGUCAUCAUUUUUAUCAUUACACACCAGCAAAAAGGUCACCAAGUUUGAAGAAUGAAUAUGCAAUGUUUUUUUUUUUUUGUGUGUCUGUCCUGAGUAUGAAGGAUCAGUAAAUGAAGUAUUA
Molecule: messenger RNA, 3701 nt
Organism: Labrus mixtus (cuckoo wrasse)
Lineage: Eukaryota; Metazoa; Chordata; Actinopteri; Labriformes; Labridae
Gene: fermt2
Product: FERM domain containing kindlin 2
Exons: 17
Coding region: 196-2283 (695 amino acids)
Biological process (GO): cell-matrix adhesion; integrin-mediated signaling pathway
Cellular component (GO): extrinsic component of cytoplasmic side of plasma membrane; focal adhesion
Molecular function (GO): integrin binding
Source: RefSeq, a predicted model, not a curated record